AUGGACACUAAGACGGGAAAGGCGCACAAUAAGUUAAAGCUUGUGAGCGUGAUGAACAGAGACUUGGAUGUCUACGAGCUGACCCAGGAGAGAAUGGGCUACAGCGGCGAUGUUUGGAAGAAAGAGACGGGAAAAUCACUGGUUGCUUCUGGUACCUGGCUCAGCACGGGUUGGUUCAGCAUGCUGGUUGCCAUGGAGAUGUGUGACGUCAUCAAAGUUUACGGAAUGAGCAGCGAGGACUACUGCAGGACCCAUGCAAACGACACGACGCAGUACCACUACUAUGUAAGCACACUGAAGGAGGUGGGGCCACACCUCAAGGAGUGUGACUUCUACAACCGGCAUCAAAGAGUUCCAAACGGCGCCCACCGAUUCUUUACGGAAAAGUCGAUUUUUGCACGAUGGGCACCUUUUCAUAACAUCACGUUUCACUACCCUUCUUGGAGUCCAUAA
Molecule: messenger RNA, 453 nt
Organism: Branchiostoma floridae (Florida lancelet)
Lineage: Eukaryota; Metazoa; Chordata; Leptocardii; Amphioxiformes; Branchiostomatidae
Product: alpha-N-acetylgalactosaminide alpha-2,6-sialyltransferase 3-like
Exons: 3
Coding region: 1-453 (150 amino acids)
Biological process (GO): ganglioside biosynthetic process
Molecular function (GO): alpha-N-acetylgalactosaminide alpha-2,6-sialyltransferase activity
Source: RefSeq, a predicted model, not a curated record